AUGGCAAGAAAAUUAGUGAAAACAUCAUCAACAAAUAUCCCACCGGAGAUAAUCGAAAUUAUACUGUCAAAAUUAUCAUCAGUUAAAUCUCUUCUUCGAUUCAAAUCAGUUUCAAAGUCAUGGAAUACUAUAAUCUCCGAUCCCUUAUUCAUUCAAAAUCAUCUCCAUUCCUCGAAUAAAUCUCCGAAUAAUGAUCUCUUCCUUAGAAGGUAUACAAAUAGUACUGAUAGAGGGUUUCCUCUGGUCAAACUCGAAGGUGGGAAAGUCCACGCCGGAGGAAUAUCCGUAGAGAAUAUUCCCAAUGGCUACAACGUAAUAUUAUGUGAAUGUAACGGCUUGCUACUCUUGACCGAUCGGUGCAGCGAAAAAAAAUACGCGCUGUGGAAUCCAUCAACUCGUAGGGCGAGGCAUCUCGCAACCCGAUAUGAGUUAAAUGGAGAUUAUGUAGUUGAUCAUGGGAUUUGUUACGACAAAAUAACCGGUGAUUUCAAGGUUGUCUUUAUCUUCGCAACGAAAUAUGCAAUUUAUUCGUGUAAUAACUACUCUUGGACGAAAAAGGAUUUAGGAACAAAAUGCCGUAACAUUGGUUUUACAGGUUCAGGUAUCUUCGUCGAUGGAGCUACCUAUUGGAUUUUGGGCGUCGAGAGCACGAAUAUUUCAGGUACACUAUUAGUGUAUUUCGAUUCAAGAACCGACAAGCUCAAGGUUUUGCGAAUGCCCGAACAACUAUAUGAUGAUAAAAUAUAUUUUUUAAGUUGUAACAUGGCUUCUUUGAGAGGAAGCCUCUGUUUGUACAGCUACAACUACCGUGAUAAUAGUGUCCAUAUCUGGAUAAAGGAAAAGGGCAUUGAUUUCGGGGAUAAUCGUACUAACUGGAAGGAGUUUGUAACCGUUGGAUAUCUUCGGCUUCGGUAUUUGUGGAUGACACCACUAUGUUUCGUGGAAAAUAAGGUUGUCAUUCAAGAAAAGAGUAUAAGAUUCGUCUCUACUGAGAAGACGGUCGAAGAGUUUUUAGCGGUUGAUGUAUAUCGGGGUAGAUUCAUUCCAUAUCGGGAUAGUCUCUAUUUCCCGGCUGGUGUGAAGACGAUUAGAGCUUAG
Molecule: messenger RNA, 1098 nt
Organism: Erythranthe guttata (spotted monkey flower)
Lineage: Eukaryota; Viridiplantae; Streptophyta; Magnoliopsida; Lamiales; Phrymaceae
Source: RefSeq, a predicted model, not a curated record